AUGGACUUCCCGCCCAAAACCUGGAUAACCACGGUCUGUCGAACCCAAGCGGCAUGUCUGGUGUGCACUCUCUGCUACCGUAUCUCACCCGUGGCGCUGUCGAAAUGUAGUGGCUGCAAACGCGUUGUUUACUGUAGCAAGACUUGCCAGAGCCAAGAUUGGAAGGAACACAAGUCGAUAUGUAAAAAGCUGGCCAAGGUCAAUGCCUACGAUGCGGCCAAGGGCCACACUCUGUCGGAUCUCAGCCAGCGGUUUGAGUAUUUCAUCGCAGAACAGGAAGCCCGCGCCAGGAUCGAUCUGACUGGAUCUCCCUACCAGCAUCCUCUGGUUGGGAUGGGAGUCAAAUGCCAAGUCUGCUUUCGGACGCCGUUUCACGAUUCCGAACACACCUUCAGCCCAUGUGAGGAUUGUAAACUGGCCUGGUGGUGCUCCCCCAAGUGCCGAAAGCUCUUCAAGCAGUACCACUCCCCGGAUCAGUGUGCGACCCUGAACACCGUUCGGGCAACAGACACUGUCCGGAUCGCGUAUGCUUUGUCUCGCCAGUCAAUUCGAAGCAUGAUGCUCUGCACGUACAACCCACAAAAACGGCACACUCCGAUCGCGAGACUGAAGGGCUGGGACGACUACUUCACCGACAUCAUGCCCGAAUUCGACAUCCAUGCGCGCCAUGUCGCUGCUGAGUUUACUGCUGUCCACCCAGACGCGAUUCGUGCCGUCAAAUUACUCGCAAUCGAAAGUGCUAGUAUUGCACUCACGCUCUUGGCCGCUCUGGAGAAGACGAUCCCUGAUGUUGGCUACAGGAGCCGCACAACCCUUUGCAUCCACAUCAUCGGCGCUGGGAGUCGGGAAACAUUGUGCCAGGGAAUAAUGGAGGAAAUCAUGCAUUAUCUUCCCAAUCUGCGAACGCUCACGGUUGCCUAUGUCGGCCCGGCCCUCCCGCCUAAUGCAGACGACUCAGACACGCGCAACGUUGUUUGCGAGAGCUGCAUUCCUCUGGGACGCCGACGUUUCGCGAUCCGGAGGCAUAUGCUCUACCAUGACUUUGUCCAGUCAGAGACAUAUAAAUCUCACCCGCCUGACCUUGUCGCGGGAUUCAACACUGGGAUGGGCGAGGUGGAGUCCGACCUGUGGAAACCCUCUAUCCAGUACAUUUUGGAUAGUAACAUUCCGGCCGUGUUUACCUCGUAUUCGCGUUGGGAAGGCCUUAACGACGCACUGUUCUUGACGGGUCUUCACGCUUACUUUGUUCUGCCUGUGCACAAAAACAUCUGGUGCGGACUGCUCCCCAACCCCUCCGAAGUUAGCGAGCACUACGGGGCAGAACACUUUGUAAACCAUUUCUGGCAGGUCAUCCAAGGCACGACUACUAGCUAG
Molecule: messenger RNA, 1374 nt
Organism: Mycena indigotica
Lineage: Eukaryota; Fungi; Basidiomycota; Agaricomycetes; Agaricales; Mycenaceae
Product: MYND-type domain-containing protein
Exons: 2
Coding region: 1-1374 (457 amino acids)
Cellular component (GO): extrinsic component of mitochondrial inner membrane
Source: RefSeq, a predicted model, not a curated record